AUUUCAGGAGAGCGAUCUAAAUUUUAGAAUCUUAUCUGUAAACCUAAUCUGUGUUCUUCCUUAAAGUUGACAGCCCUAUCCCAGAUGUCAGGCAUUGCAAUAAGAACCAGUAGAUCAAUCAGAAACCUCUUAAAACACAGCAAGAAUAGUUUAUCAAGCCUAAUAACCAGAAAUUACGGAGCAUGUCUAACAUCACGACCUCACCUUCACAAAACCUUACGUUCACAUCGCUAUACAAUCACAUCACCGGAAUUAAAAUCACAGCGAUGGGCCUCACACAUCAAGGAUAGUAACCCAAACUUGCAGAACCUCGAAGACGUUGCAAAGUACAUACGAGAUGAGGCUCGCUGCAUCAUGGUCAUGGUCGGCGCAGGCAUGAGCACGCCCUCAGGGAUCCCCGAUUUCAGGUCUCCAGGGACAGGGCUAUAUGACAACUUACAGAAGUUCAAUUUGCCAUAUCCGGAAGCAAUCUUUGAUAUACAUUAUUUCAUGAUGGAUCAAAGACCCUUCCUUACCCUUGCACAAGAUCUAUACCCAGGACAAAAUUACAAGCCAAAUGCUGCUCAUCACUUCCUGCGCCUUUUACAUGAUGAGGGGAAACUGCUGAAGGUCUAUACACAGAAUAUUGAUGGAUUAGAGAGGCUGGCUGGGGUGCCAGAUGAGAAGCUGAUGGAGGCCCACGGCAGCUUUUCCACAGCCUCGUGUACUCUCUGUGGUAAAAGACACGAUGGAGACAUGGUGAAAGAAGCUAUAGUUACUGGAAAAGGACCUGUUCUGUGUGAGUCCCAGAAGUGCAAAGGUAAAGUCAAGCCAGACAUUGUGUUCUUUGGUGAGAACCUUCCACAUACUUUCUGGAGUUACCAUGAAGAGGUCCACUUUACAGACCUCCUCCUUGUCAUUGGCACUUCUUUAGAGGUCUACCCUUUUGCUGGGAUAGCAGACGCGGUUGGCAGAUUUACCCCGAGAGUGCUGAUCAACCGUGAUGUAGUAGGGAGCUUCGGAAGCAGAAUAGGGGACGUUAUUCUGGACGGUGACCUGGUCGAGGGCAUAUGGAAUUUGGCCAGAGAAAUCGGGUGGAGCGAGAAAUUGGCGAAUCUCGAAAAGGCCUAUAAUAUGGAAAGGGAAGAGUGAGGAGGAGAGUAGAUGAUAAUUUCUUCUUCUUUUUUUUAUACUUUUUUUUCUUUCUUUCUUUCUUUCUUUCUUUUUUUCUUUCUUUCUUUCUUUCAUCCUUCUUCUUCUUCUUCUUCUUCUUCUUCUUCUUCCUCUUCUUCUUCUUCCUCUUCCUUUUUUUCUUUCUCUCUUUUGAGUGAAAAAUUUAACUUAUCUUUUGUAUUGCAUUUCUUUUUUCUCUUUCUUUUUUCUUCAUUUCAUAUAUUUCUAUUCUUUUUCUUUUUUGUUAUUUUCCCCUUCUCUCUGCCAGUUUCUGAAGACAUCUUUCCCUUUUUUUUUUCUUUCCAAUUUCUCACAUAUUCUAUAAUUCUUUUCCCUAUCCUCCUCUUUCUAUAAGUUAUUCUCUAAGGAAUGUAUUAUCUCUCACAUGACCCAGACACCUGAGGCAAUAAUUAUAUUUACUAUACGCAGGUAGAGAUAGAGAUAUACGUUCAGUUAAGUUGUAUGCGGACUGCUGUAUCUCGAUCAGUAAAUGUGAAUUAAUGUAUUUAAUAUUGUUGAAUUUGUAAAGGUUAGAUUAAUGAAAUGAUAGUUAGUAUUUAUUUUAUAUGUAAUUUAAUUCAUGUAAUGUGGAUACAAGUGAAAUAAACUAUAUUUUAAUCUG
This is a messenger RNA of Penaeus chinensis, 1774 nucleotides long. Its product is annotated as NAD-dependent protein deacetylase sirtuin-3-like. Gene Ontology annotation, molecular function: NAD+ binding. Lineage: Eukaryota; Metazoa; Arthropoda; Malacostraca; Decapoda; Penaeidae. The record is from RefSeq and is a predicted model, not a curated record. The transcript has 6 exons. The coding region runs from base 85 to 1131 and encodes 348 amino acids.